Molecule: messenger RNA, 2196 nt
Organism: Colletotrichum higginsianum IMI 349063
Lineage: Eukaryota; Fungi; Ascomycota; Sordariomycetes; Glomerellales; Glomerellaceae
Product: amino acid permease
Exons: 5
Coding region: 1-2196 (731 amino acids)
Biological process (GO): transmembrane transport; amino acid transport
Cellular component (GO): membrane
Molecular function (GO): transmembrane transporter activity
Source: RefSeq, a predicted model, not a curated record
AUGAGAAGGACGUCAUUCUGGCCAUCCCCGGCGAACGCGACACGGAAGAGAGAGAGGAAGACGGACUGGAUGGAGUGCACUGGCUGCGAAUGUACAGUGAGUGAGGACUGCCUCACUCGACUCGAUCGAGUCCUUCCCUGCAGGCAGGCUGUCUCUUCUCUGUCUCUCUGUUUUGUCUGUCUCUCCCUCUUUGGUCUUUCGACCCUUGCCGGUUUUUUGCCUCUUUUUUCUCUUCCUCAUUUCUUUAAAUCCUUCGUCCUCCCGUUUAUUUUUUUUUCUUCGGCUCCGGAACACCUCAAGUCAAGAUACACCUCGUCGAUCCUCUCGGGAAAUAAACUUCCUCCCUCCCCCUCUCUCUAUUUCCUCUUGGCUCUUCAGUACAUAAAGGCAUCAACACCGUCUCUAUGUCACUUGGAUACUUCGUCGUCUCAUCCUUUUAACUUUGUUCCACCACCACCCCCUGUGUCUUUUGUCGUCUCCGAGUCUUCCCACCUUCGACUCGCUGCUCGACAAACAGCUUCAGUCAAUCACCCAGUUAACAACGCCGGUCUCAGGGGCUUCUUCUCCGUCCAUCCCCGUUCCUUUUUCAUCAUGGCGCACGUGGUCUCGCAAGAUCCGGGUGCCCGCGAGCACGAUCUCGGCUUCGGCGUCAAGGGCGACGUCAAGGAUGGCUAUGCCACCCGUCCCUCCCGCUCCGACGAUGGCAGCGCCGACAACAUGCUCGAGCAGCUGGGCUACAAGCCCGAGCUCGAGCGCACCCGUUCGACGUUGCAGGUCGCCUUCAUGUCCUUCGUCCUCGCCUCCAUUCCCUACGGUCUUGCCACGACUAUGCUCUACCCCUUGGCUGGCGGUGGUCCCGUGAACAUCAUCUGGGGAUGGCUUGGAGUGUCUCUGAUCAUCAUCUGUGUCGCUGCCUCGCUCGGUGAAAUCACCAGUGUCUACCCUACUGCCGGAGGUGUCUACUACCAAGCCUUCAUGCUUGCGACUCCCAAGUACCGCCGUGUGGCCAGUUGGAUCUGCGGCUGGCUGUACGUGGUGGGCAACAUCACCAUCACCCUGGCCGUGAACUUUGGAACUGCCCUCUUCUUCGUCGCGUGCAUCAACGUCUUCGAGUCGGAGCCUGGUGUCGGCGUCCUCGCCGGCGAGCCGUACCAGGUGUUCCUAAUCUUCCUGGGCCUCACUUUCCUCUGCAACGCCGUUUCAUCGCUCGGCAACAAGUGGCUUCCAUUGCUUGAUACCGCCGCCAUCUUCUGGACCUUUGCUGGUGUCCUGGCCAUUGUCAUCUCUGUCCUCGUCGUUGCCAAGAACGGCCGCCACGAUGCCGCCUACGUCUUCACCCACUUCGAGGCCAACUCGGGAUGGACCGACGGAUGGUCUUUUAUGGUCGGUCUGCUCCACGCCGGAUAUGCCACGUCGUCGACGGGCAUGGUCAUCUCCAUGUGCGAAGAAGUCAAGAAGCCCGCUACCCAGGUCCCCAAGGCGCUCGUCCUGACCGUCUGCCUCAACACAUUGGCCGGUCUGCUCUUCCUCAUCCCCCUCGUCUUCGUCCUCCCGGACAUCACCUACCUCAUCAACCUGGCCAACGGCCAGCCCGUACCGGCCAUUAUCAAGGACGCCAUGGGCACCUCGGGCGGCGCCUUUGGCCUUCUCGUCCCUCUCAUGGUUCUCGCCGUCCUCUGCGGUAUCGGCUGCACCACGGCUGCGUCCCGGUGCACGUGGGCCUUUGCCCGUGAUGGCGCCAUUCCCGGAUCGCGUUGGUGGAAGGAGGUCAACCCCAAGCUGGAUGUGCCUAUGAACGCCAUGAUGCUCAGCAUGGUGGUCCAGAUCGUCCUCGGCCUCAUCUACUUUGGCUCCAGCGCCGCCUUUAACGCCUUUUCGGGCGUCGGUGUCAUCUCCCUGACGGCCUCGUACGCCAUCCCCAUCGCCAUCAGCCUGUUUGGCGGCCGCACCCACCUUGUCGGAAGCCCCUUCAACCUCGGCAAGUUUGGUGUUUUCGCCAACGUUGUUGCUCUCGCCUGGUCCGCCCUCGCGAUGCCUCUGUUCUGCAUGCCCACGUUCGUUCCCGCCACCCCCGCGACCAUCAACUACGCACCCGCCGUCUUUGUCGCCGCCUGUCUUAUUUCCGGUGGCUGGUACUUUGCCUGGGGCAAGAAGAACUACGCCGGCCCCCCGACCCAAGAGGACCCUGCCUUUUAA